Drosophila kikkawai is the source of this 656-nucleotide messenger RNA. Lineage: Eukaryota; Metazoa; Arthropoda; Insecta; Diptera; Drosophilidae. The record is from RefSeq and is a predicted model, not a curated record.
AAUUAAAUGCAGCUCUGCUUUUGAUAUAAUCGGUCGAGUCGCGUCGCGUUUCGUUACGUUACGAUGCAAUGCAGUUUCCGUGGUCGCGAGAAAGAUCUGUGCUGUGCGGGUUAUAUAAGUUGAUAUAAAGGUUCACUUUUCGCAAUGCCGGCGGAUCAGAUCCUGUACUCCGAUAAGUACUUCGAUGACAAGUACGAAUACAGGCACGUCAUUUUGCCUGCGGAUCUGGCCAAACAUGUCCCCAAGGCCCACCUAAUGACUGAGACGGAGUGGCGCAACCUGGGCGUGCAGCAGAGUCCUGGAUGGGUGCACUACAUGGUCCAUGCGCCGGAGCCGCAUGUGAUUCUCUUCCGUCGCAAGCGCGUUGAGGAGGAGGUGGCGGCUCCACAGGUGGCAGCUGCGCCCGAAUCACAGAAUCGCGCAAAUGUGUGCGCCUAAGACGGGAUCACACUAGAUUAUCGCCACUCAGGGAGUGCUCAAGUGCUCAUGCAGUAUUUCAUAAGUUAGCAUCAGGCAUCCUGAUGUAAAAUUAGUUUCCAUAGCUUUAGGAGCUGACUAGUUCAAACACAUACAAACAUACGAUACGAUGUUAAUUUCAUUAGUUUAUUUACCUAAAAUACAAUCGAAGCGUACGCCAAGUGUACAAACAGCUAAAA